GUCCAACCCCUCUGCUCCAAGCAGGGUCACCUAGAGCAGGCUGCUCAGGACAUUGUCCUGGGGAGUUCUGAAUGUGUCCGUGGAUGGAGACUCCACAACUUCUCUGGGCAACUUUCUCCAGUGUUCAAUUACCUUUACAAUGAAGCAUAUUUAAUCUAAUUUUUUCUAUUCCAGUUUGUGCCCAUUGCCUCUUGUCCUAUCACUGGGCAGUGCUAAGAGGAAUGUGAGCCUUCUCUAGGCAGAACACCACCAGCUUUCUCAGCCUCUCCUCAUAUUACAUGUGCUCCAAAGCCUUGAUCUUCUUUCUCUCUGACUUGCUUGUUAGUGAACACAGCAGCAUCUUCAGAAUAUAUGUUGUGGACUUUGAUGUGACUGCUGAGGCCGCACCUUGACUCCUGUGUGCAGUUCUGGGCCCCUCGCUUCAAGAGGGAUGUAGGGGUGCUGGAGCAUGUCCAGAGAUGGGCAAUGGAGCUGGUGAAGGGUCUGGAGCACAAGUCCUAUGAGAAGCAGCUGAGGGAACUGGCGUGGUUUGGAGAAGAGGAGGCUCAGGGGGGGCAUUAUUGCUCCCUGCAACUACCUGACAGGAGGCUGUAGGCAGGUGGGGUCAGUCUCUUCUCCCAGAUAACAAGCAACAGGACAAGAGGAAAUGGCCUCAAGUUGUGCCAGGGGAGGUUUAGAUUGGAUAUUAGGAACAAUUUCUUCACUGCAAGGGUGGUCAAGUGUUAGAACAAGCUGCCCAGGGAGGUGGUGGAAUCACCAUCUCUGGAGGUGUUUAAAAAAAGAUGCAGUGCUUAGGGACAUGGUUUAGUGAUGGGGUUGACAGUGCUGGGUUAACAGUUGGACUUGAUGAUCUCAAAGGUCUUUUCCAACCUAACCGAUACUGUAAUUAUGUAAUUCUCUUCCUUGUCAGAUGCCUGUAGAUGUCUGUAGUUGUUAAUAAGUGGCACUUACCCGGUAAGGAUGGAUUUAAAAUGUUGUAGCUUUGCUUCCAGUGCUGCUUUGUGUUUUCAAGGAUUUUGGAAAUUGGUUAUCAACUGCAAAAUAAGAGACUCAGUAAAAACUGAGGUCUCAAUUAUUUUCACAACUUUUUAUAGAUAUGAUGCUAGACAUGGAUGCAAAAAACCAUCAGACUAAUGCUAAAUAUUAUAUCACCUAAAUAUAUAUUCACUUCUUCCGCCACCAACAGUAUCAAACAUCUGGAAGUGCAACAGCUUUGACAGACUCCUGUAACUUGACUGUCUAGAAGACAGAGGUUGUGUAGGCCAGCGCUAGGUGCAGUCCAGCAAAGUGUGUCUGACAGUCGGACAGGAGAAACAUGGGAAUUCUGACUGGCACCAGCGGAACCGCUUGUACAUAAAGGCACGCAUGGAUGUCCUGCAGGCCUGAUUGCAUGCUGUCAAGCAGCACAGCUGGACAUCGCUCCGCCCAUCCCCCGCCCGUCUGUUCCCCUCAGAGGCGAGCCGCCCGCUUCGGGGGGCUUAAACCCCGCCCCCCUUCGGGGGAGAGCGAGCGCUGGGGGAGGCCCCUGCCUGGUCCUGCCCUACGGCCGGGGCCGGUGGCGGCGGCUGUCCCUGCCGGGACUGUCCCUGCCCGGGGGCCGCCUGGGUACGCGGCCCCGGCGCCGGCCGUGCGGACACGGAUGGCGCCGGAGCCACCAGGCCGGAAGCCCCGUCCCCACUGCAGCGCCGCCGGCCGCCGCCAGGGGGCGGCCUCUGCCUGCGCGGCGGGCGGCGCGGGGCCGCGCGCCGUUCGAGAAACUUCCGGAAACAGCCGGCCGGCAGUGACGUGA
This is a messenger RNA of Falco peregrinus (peregrine falcon), 1789 nucleotides long. RefSeq lists its product as uncharacterized. NCBI's taxonomy places the organism in Eukaryota, Metazoa, Chordata, Aves, Falconiformes, Falconidae. The transcript is spliced from 2 exons. Bases 1370 to 1789 code for a protein of 139 amino acids. The record is from RefSeq and is a predicted model, not a curated record.